AUGGCUCUGCCUGAAUCGCUAAUGUCUGUCCAUUCUUCAAGCGGUGUCGAGACUCAGUCUGCAGACGUCGAGGAGGACAUUACUCCAGAAGAGAUUCUUCGUCAGAUGAGAGUCGCUUGGCAGAACGAGAUGGCUGCGCCGUGUCUUUUACCUCAUCGUUUCGACAUCAUAGAAUGUUUGGUGGAUCAAAUAGAAGGAAUGGAGGAGAAUUUGUCAGGACGAACAGACAAGACGAGUAUCAGAAUAUCUGCACAUCGGCUUGAGCUUCAUCGUCUUACGUACAUCACUAAUGACUACAUGCGGCGACGUUUGCAAAAAAUUGAGCAGAAUCCAAGACGGGCUUUGCGAGAGAAUCAAGAGCGAUUGGCCGAAGGAAAAUCCGCAUUACUGUCGGACCAAGAGAAAAGAUUCGCCGAACGCUACGCAAAGGCAGAAGCUCAACUCAUGGGAAGAACUUGCUUAGGUCGAUUGCAGCCUUCUUUCCAGAAAAUUCCUGUACCUGUUUUGGAUUUGGAAUGUGAAAGGGUAUACGCCGAGGUUGUGGCUGACAACGCCGAGGCUGCUAUCGUCCCCGACUAUCAAGACAAAAGCGCUGAGGUAGUAGUUGAACUAGAAAAGGGCACGGUACAUUUGUUACCAUAUCUUUCUGUACAAGAACAUGUGGAACAAGGCACAGUCCGGCUUUUAUAAUAUUUUCCUGCUAGUAUAUCUCAGUCCUUAAUUCUUAGAAUGUUUUUCACUUGUUCGUGCACGGAUUUCUUGCUCACUUACUGUACAUUCCCUAUACAAUAUCGGGUAAUUUUAUCGCAAGAAUCACUUUGUGUAUCGCAAUUUUUUCUUUUUAU
Cylicocyclus nassatus is the source of this 845-nucleotide messenger RNA. NCBI's taxonomy places the organism in Eukaryota, Metazoa, Nematoda, Chromadorea, Rhabditida, Strongylidae. The record is from the annotation of a GenBank genome assembly.